Molecule: messenger RNA, 1249 nt
Organism: Malus domestica (apple)
Lineage: Eukaryota; Viridiplantae; Streptophyta; Magnoliopsida; Rosales; Rosaceae
Biological process (GO): protein modification process
Source: RefSeq, a predicted model, not a curated record
CACCAUCCUCAGUCAGACCAACAAGCAAAUGGAACACUAUCCACUUUGUUGCUGAGUGGAAAAAGCUUGAGAAUUGGGCUGAAGUUCUUUGGCCCAGGUUUCUUCGUUCCCGCGAUUAACCCCUCUCUGCGACUUUCAGAAGCAGCAAUAGAAGAAGAUACAAGAAGUCAACAACUCUCUCUCUCUCUCUCCCGGCCACCGGAGGCAGCUCCCUGGCCUCGUUCCCCUGUUUUCGUCCCGGAUGGUUUCAAUGACUACUCCUCAAGCAAGAAGCAUUGGGCUUCCACUCAUGAACCUUAUCAAAUUAAAAGGAAUUCCCAUUCUCCAACAGCUUCAUUUAGAGGAGCAACUUCUGCGGACCUCGUCCCAUAAUUGGUGCAUUGUAAAUGAUGGAACUAAUGAUCCCACUAUUGUCAUGGGUGUUUCGGGAAAACCUGCAGAGCUUCUUGAAAUUGAUUUGGUGUUACGAGACCAGAUUCCUGUCAUUAGAAGGUUUACUGGAGGUGGCACUGUUACUGUUGAUCAAAAUACGCUGUUUGUCACUUUCAUAUGCAACAAGGAUGCCGUUCCUGGCUUGCAACCAUAUCCUCGACCUAUAAUGUCCUGGAGUAGCCUAGUUUACAGCAAAGUGUUUGAAGGACUUGCUGAUUUUCAACUUCGUGAAAAUGAUUAUGUAUUUGGAAACCGCAAGUUUGGUGGGAACGCUCAAUCUAUUAGUAAAAACCGGUGGAUCCACCACACUUCCUUUCUAUGGGACUAUGAUGUUAGGAACAUGGCAUACCUGAAGCAUCCAAAACGGGUUCCUGAAUAUCGAUUGACAAGAGAUCAUUUAGAAUUCAUAUGCUGCAUGAAAGACUACAUCCCAAGAUCAGUUUUUCUUGAGAAAACAGUCGAGGCACUCUUAUCCCAAUUCUCCGUGAGAUCGGAACGGUCGGACGCCAUUGAAGCUACCUCGAGUACAAAGUUUGUACCCUCAACUAGGCUGUUGACAAGGCAGGAAUUAGAGGAAGCAGCAGCUUUUGACUCUCAGGCUGAAAGAAAUCUCUCUCAACCAUUGUCAUUGUAAGGAAAGUGUGAAAUUGAGUAUUCAGUGAGGGUGCUAUUCACAUAGUACCACCCUUCAAUUUUUUAAUAAAUGUAACCAAUUUUUUUCAAUCAAAACUAAUGUUUUAAAAGGCGAAGACGAAUUUGAGGUUUGCCUCACGGGACCUAAAAUUAUUAAUAUAUAUUACAUAUGAUUAUAUACAAA